AUUCUUACGUUGCACAACGUGCAGUUGACGUCGUCGUACCCGGAAGUGAGUGGGAAGGUGAAGGGACGAAGAUAAACAUGGUUUUAAGUUUAGUGUUUAGAGCUGUCGGCGUGUUCAAGCUCAGCAGAACUUCAACACUGCUGACAGGGACUCGUUUUUACUCUCAGACUGAACCGGAGCCGCUGACGGUGAGGCAGCAAAACAACGGAAUAAGGAGAAUAAUAUUGAACAAUCCCAAGAAGAGGAAUGCUUUGUCUCUGUCCAUGCUGGAAUCCCUCCGAGAAAACCUCCUGACCGACGUCGACAGUGAUGAUCUCAGAGUUGUUAUCAUAUCAGCUAAAGGUCCAGUGUUUUCCUCUGGACAUGACCUGAAGGAGCUGACAUCAGCUCAGGGCAGAGAAUAUCACACAAAGGUGUUUCACACCUGUUCAGAGGUAAUGACUCUGAUCCAAGACAUACCUGUUCCAGUGAUCGCCAUGGUGAAUGGUGUUGCCACGGCAGCCGGUUGCCAGCUGGUUGCCAGCUGUGACGUUGCCGUGGCUACGGAGAAGUCUACCUUCGCCACUCCGGGUGUCAACGUGGGUCUGUUCUGCUCCACGCCGGCGGUGGCCCUCGGCAGAGCUGUGCCGAGGAAGGUUGCCAUGGAGAUGCUGCUCACAGGAACUCCCAUCUCAGCCCACGAUGCUUUGCUGCACGGUCUGAUCAGCAGAGUGGUGCCAGAAGAACGUCUGGAGGAGGAGACGUUGGCCAUCGCCCAGCGGGUGUGUCGGGCGAGCCGACCUGUCGUUGCCCUCGGCAAGGCCACUUUCCAUCGACAAAUGGCCCAAGGUCGAGAUGCAGCGUAUGCCACCGCCUCCAAGGUGAUGGUUGACAACCUGGCUCUAAGAGACGGACAGGAGGGGAUCCGGGCCUUCAUCGAGAAACGCAAGCCAGUGUGGAGCAAUGAAGCAGAAAAGGCCCAUGACUGAUGGACUGUUGACUUUAUCACAGGAGAGAAUGAUUAUCCUGACUGCUGCAGUAACUGGUGUGGAAUAAUAAUAACAAUGUGUGCGCUAUCAUACUUUUAAAAUGUAGAUAAUGUAGUUUGCAACAUUACAACGAUUGACGUUUGAAUUGUUGACUUCAUCGACCCCGAGGACAAGAAGAUGAAUCAUUGUGUGCCUUACCCACCAGAGGACUUGGGAUGCUUUAUGGACUAAGAGUACUGCUCUCUGUAUUUGUAUAAUUGUAAAUACAAUAAAUAGGGUUACAAAUGGGUAUUAGUAUCAUUUUCUGCAAAGACAAAGUGAGGUGAGUUUAAGCUCUUCCAAGGAUCGAAUGAACGGUAAGGAGAGAUGUAUCUCGAGGUUCUGCAUUACACAUCCAACCACCAAGCUUACGAUGUGUACACCGUGAAUGCUGAACAGAAACUAAAGGUUACACUUGUUAGUUUUGAAUGAAGUUUGUGUUGAUUAUUAUUUCCCCAUUUGCGUGAAUGAAGCGUGUCUUUGCUUCUAAGUGUCUUAUAAGAAAUGUUGAAAUGAAUAAAAUGAUACUGAUAACACAAAGAA
Cottoperca gobio is the source of this 1550-nucleotide messenger RNA. It is a transcript of the gene echdc3, whose product is annotated as enoyl CoA hydratase domain containing 3. Lineage: Eukaryota; Metazoa; Chordata; Actinopteri; Perciformes; Bovichtidae. Gene Ontology annotation, molecular function: hydro-lyase activity. The record is from RefSeq and is a predicted model, not a curated record. The transcript has 6 exons. Bases 78 to 968 code for a protein of 296 amino acids. Gene Ontology annotation, cellular component: mitochondrion.